AUGUCUCCCACGCGAUUCACCAACAAACUUGCCGGCCAACGCGUCCUCCUAGUGGGUGGAACUGGCGGCGUAGGCCUCAGCGUUGCCCAAGCCCUUCUCGAGUUCGGCGCAACCGUCGUUCUGUCUUCUUCACGCGCGGCCAAAGUCAAAGACAUCUGCGCAGCAUUGGUCAAGGACCACCCCAACGCGGAAGACAGAGUCUCGGGCCAUGUGUGUGAUCUGGCCAGUCCCAGUGUCGAAUCCAACAUCGAGGUACUCUUCGACAGGGUUGGGAACGUGGACCACAUUGUCUACAUGGCGGGUGAUCGGUUGCCCAUGGUUCCAUUGGACGACGUGACCUUGGAAACAUGGCAGAAAUGCAAUCAAGUCCGGACCAUUGCAGCCAUUCUUGUGGUCAAGGUCGGAACCAGGUACAUGAAGAAGGAUCGGCGUUCGUCAAUCGUUCUGACCGGCGGCUCCAUCUGCGAGAAACCGAUUGCGGGUGGAUGGUCUAUGCUGGCCCUCAUGGGCGCCGGGCUCAACGGCCUUGGUAGACAACUGGCUUAUGAUUUAGCACCCAUCAGGGUCAACGUGGUCGCCCCCGGAGUUGUCGAGACGGAUAUGUGGCACGGGAUCGGAAUGGACGAGGAUGGCAAAAGGGCUUUCUUCGCCGAGCACGAGAGCAUGAUUCCGACGGGAAAGGUUGGACAGCCCGAGGAUUUGGCCGAGGCAUACCUGUACUGCCUCAAGGACGCCAAUGCGACUGGUGUCGUGGUGCACUCAAACAGUGGCACUUUCUUGAUGUGA
This is a messenger RNA of Capronia epimyces CBS 606.96, 786 nucleotides long. RefSeq lists its product as uncharacterized. Bases 1 to 786 code for a protein of 261 amino acids. Gene Ontology annotation, molecular function: oxidoreductase activity. Lineage: Eukaryota; Fungi; Ascomycota; Eurotiomycetes; Chaetothyriales; Herpotrichiellaceae. The transcript has a single exon. The record is from RefSeq and is a predicted model, not a curated record.